Molecule: messenger RNA, 795 nt
Organism: Trichoderma citrinoviride
Lineage: Eukaryota; Fungi; Ascomycota; Sordariomycetes; Hypocreales; Hypocreaceae
Exons: 2
Coding region: 1-795 (264 amino acids)
Molecular function (GO): FMN binding; riboflavin reductase (NADPH) activity
Source: RefSeq, a predicted model, not a curated record
AUGGUGCAGAGGAGGGCGCUUUGGGGGUUGAGGCUGUUGAGGGGUGUUCAUGAUGUGGUUGGGCAUGCGUUGGCUUUGGGGGAGGCUGCGGCUGGCGUGCGAUCACAUCAGGGGACGGGGAGUUCCAGCGUAGCUUCACGAGAUGCUACAUCAGUAGAUUCAAAUGAGACGAGAUUGAAAGACUCGAAGUCGAGCCAGGGCCAUGGUUCAUGGCAUACUUCAACACCCAUACCGCCGACAGCAGAUCCCACCUCGCCUGCCGCCCUCUCAGAGCAAAUACGGUCCAUCAUGCGCCUCCUGCCACACUCGGUCGUCGUCUGCACCUCAACGCACGACCAAACACCACGAGCAAUGACCAUGUCAUCGUUUACAUCCCUCACGCUCUCCCCCACGCCCCUGAUAUCCUUCAACAUCGCCACGCCAAGCCGAACCCUCGACGCAAUUACCCAGAGCGGCCACUUCAACAUUCACAUCAUGUCGGGAGACGAGCUAGGCGUGCAGGUAGCCGAUCGAUUCACGAGGGGCAACACGGACGAUGUCUUUGACGGGCUGGACUACGCUACUACGAGCGGGACGGACGGAGCGCCGCUGCUGAGAGGGGAAGGCGUCAUGUAUGCGCUCAGGUGCAGGCUGUUGCCGGAUGAGCCGACGGGGGGAGUGAUGAGGGUGAGAGAUCACGUUAUUGUUGUUGGAGAGGUGGUGGAGAUGAUUCCGGGGAGCUGUGGGAAGGAGUUUGGGCUGGCGUAUGCGGAUAGGAAGUACCGGCAGGUUGGGAGGGUGAUUUCCCGGGACUGA